Molecule: messenger RNA, 1320 nt
Organism: Ilyonectria robusta
Lineage: Eukaryota; Fungi; Ascomycota; Sordariomycetes; Hypocreales; Nectriaceae
Exons: 2
Coding region: 150-1235 (361 amino acids)
Source: RefSeq, a predicted model, not a curated record
CGCAUUCCGGUCACGGCCAGACCAAGACACAAGCAGAAGCGCCAGACAAUGAUGAUCCAUCAUGAAUUCGGCUUCAUGACACCUCAAAGCUUCUUCUAUUACUCCCAAUACUAAGUCCGCCCCUGUUUUAACCUGGGUCCUAGCUCAGGAUGCCACUCCACCUGCUAGGUAAAAAGUCCUGGAACGUCUAUAAUGCCGACAACAUCGCGCGCGUCCGUCGCGACGAGGCCGCCGCCAAAGAUGCGGAAGAGGCAGAGGAGCAGCGCAUGCAAGAGAUUGAUGCGCAACGUCGACUAGCCAUUCUACGAGGCGAAGCUCCUCCCCCUAUCGAAGAUGUCGAACCGGCCAAGACCCACGAGUCCCCUGCGGGUAAAACACCAGGCGCCUCACACUCGGGCGGCAUGCGACGGAAACGAAAGCGGCCGGAUGAAGACGAUACCCAAUUUGAGCUGCGAAUAGCUAGAGAGAAGAACGAAUUGGCUGUGACCGCUUUUGAGCCGGAGCGCAAAGCAACAAGCACGGCGCCGAUUGUUGAUCAUGCCGGCCAUAUCGACCUCUUGGGGGAUGCAAAGCUCAGAGCGCAUGCCGAGAAGAAUGAAGAAGCAGAAAGGGAAGCCAAGAAGAAAAAACAGAGCUUCGAAGAUCAAUACACGAUGCGAUUCUCCAAUGCCGCGGGAAGGGAUGGCAUUUCAAACCCGUGGUACUCGCAGUCCGAACCAACCGCACAAGAAGCGCCACUCAAGAACGUCUGGGGUAGGGAGGACCCGCAACGUAGGGAGCGAGAUACAAAGCGUAUUGUCGCCAGUGACCCGCUGGCGAUGAUGAAACAGGGUGCGUCCAAGGUUCGGGAGCUGAAGAAGGAGCGCAAGCAAUUCCAAGAGGAGCAGGCUGGGCAGUUGAAGCAGCUUCGCCGGGAGGAGCGCCAGCGGGAGAAGCGCCGGAGGGGACAUGAAGAAAGUGAAGAGAGGAGGGACAAGGAUGGGUCCUCUCGGCGAUCAGACUACAGGCAUCGCUCAAGGGAGAGGAGGUAUCAUGACAAGGACAGACAUGACAGAGAUGAGUCGAAGGAUUGGAGAAAGAAAAGACAUGGGCACCAUGAUGACCGGGAUGAAUCAAGAGACGAUAAGAGUAGAGAAAGGAGAAGGGAAAGUGAUGAGCGGCACCGAAGACGGGACUCCCGUUCACCCGCGCGAGACGACAGCGGGAGACAUCGGAGAUACCGAUCUAGAGAUUGAAGUCGGAGAUGCCGGCCCAAAGAUUGAAGCCGUGAAUAGCUUAUCAGAUACCCCCAAACUGAAAUUCAAGUCUAUGAAAAUCGAU